AUGUCGGAGCAGCAGCCCGGGUGCCCGGAGGGCGCCCCUUCAUCGCAUAUCGCAAGCCCCGAGGCGGCAGAUGAGCGCCACAAUGUAACGACGGUGUCGCUGGGCGAACUAUCGGCCUUCAGCCGCUAUAACGCCGCCCACCGACCUUUGCGGCGGAAUCGGGGAAACAACCAACAGCAAACGGAUCCAACACUGGCACCUGGCGAUGCAGCAGGUGAUUGUGAACCGCAUUCGCCUGAAAAUGAUGAAAAAUCUGCAACUUCGGCAACCGCUGGGGACGAAUAUCAGCCAGGCUCCCAGGCUGCCUCUGCAGACGGUACCUUCGCAAACACGAUACUGGACCCAAACGUCGACAUCGCAUCCGUCGCUGCUAGCAGUUACACCAGUGGCGCGGAAGCUCUGUCGGUGCAUAAAUCGGCCCUGCCCGUUCGCGCCAAGGAUACGCUGAAGCGUACGGCGGCAUGCCGCCAGGACUGGCGUGCCAAUGCGGUUUCGACUGUCGUGAAAGACCCCAUCGUGCCUUACCAGGACGUGCUGGAGCGGAUCAGGGCCAACUACAAGCUGAAAGAGCUGAAGGAGGAGGACUACGUCGGCUGCCUGGAGACGAUCAUCGAGCGCGACUACUUUCCCGACGUCGUGAAACUUCGCAUGACGAACGUGCUGCUGGAAGCAGAGGCCAGGGGCGACACCGCCACGGCCGCAGUUGUCAGGAAGAGGCUGGAAGAACACGAAAGCGGCCAGGAAAUGAACGUCAACCUCAAAACGCUCGGCAACGAAAGCGUCUCCAUCAACAUCGGCAAGGGCGGGCUGAAACUCGACCAGUUCAGCCGCAUCUUCACCUCCGAGGACAACCGGAGCUUCGGCAGGCUGAUGGAGCAAACCAUCAUCCGCAACAACGCCCGGAGCCGUUGGAUGGAGGAGGGCGAAAAGAAACACAACCUGGCCCUUGCCGACACCCAGCAGAAAACCAACCUCGGCAUCCCGGACUCUAACGUGCUCUCCAACAGGGCCGUCAGCCGCAACGCGCUGUUCUUCAACCAGAGCGAAGGCAGGACCGCCGAGAAGUCGCAAGCUCCGCUCAUCCGCAGCGCCAACACCUACAUGCCGCCCGACUACGAGGUGCGCCUGGCCGAGCUCGAUUCGAAGCAGAAGGCCCGGCGCCUGGAGAAGGUGAAGGACACCUAUCACGGAAAGGUGAACGACCUCAUCACGCAGUUCGGCUUCCGUGAGUGCAAGGAGCUGGUGGACCACGAGCAGAUGUCCAAGUUCAAUUUCGUGCACACGCCGCUCACCGCGCCGGGCGACCCGCAUGAAUACGCGGUGCCCAAGCCCAUUCCGCGGGAGGAACUCGCCGAGCAACUGCGCAAAAAGUACAACUCGACAUCGGCCCGGACCCCGAUGUCCAAGACGCCAAGCUGCCGUACCCCGCUGCUUGUGCAGCGUCUCAUCGAGAAACACAACCGCGGCGCCGACAUGCAGUUGCGGGAGUCGUACAGCAGCUCCAAGCGCUCCAGGGGUUCCGUGCGCAGCAGCGUCUUCCUAAAGAACUAG
Molecule: messenger RNA, 1551 nt
Organism: Babesia bigemina
Lineage: Eukaryota; Apicomplexa; Aconoidasida; Piroplasmida; Babesiidae
Exons: 1
Coding region: 1-1551 (516 amino acids)
Cellular component (GO): catalytic step 2 spliceosome
Source: RefSeq, a predicted model, not a curated record